Parnassius apollo (apollo) is the source of this 369-nucleotide messenger RNA. NCBI's taxonomy places the organism in Eukaryota, Metazoa, Arthropoda, Insecta, Lepidoptera, Papilionidae. The record is from the annotation of a GenBank genome assembly.
AUGCAUUGCUUUUUUGCUGAGCUGGAGCCGUCUAUUCCCGUCACGGAACAAAACCUGGCAGACCGAGUUCGGUACAUCAUGCGCUCGAAAAUAUUUAAUGAUGCCGAGCUCGAACGACUACGACGUGAGGCCAUUCCUUCAUCGAAUGAAUUGGCUACGGCUGGGGAUGCGGCUCCUCAGGCGACAGACCAGCUACCACGCGUAGAAGCCGCCAUGGAUCUUCCAGUUGUGGUUGAUCUGGACGAUGAUGAAAUGCUCUCCCACGAACUAGAGCAAAUGAGGAGUAUAUUAGAAGAGACGAUUUUGGAAACGCGCAGCAUGCCUCCGAAAAUCGACCGCGACUUCCCCCGCAUACCCCUAAGCAAGUGA